Messenger RNA from Peromyscus eremicus (cactus mouse), 2173 nucleotides. RefSeq names its product transmembrane protein 33 (gene Tmem33). NCBI's taxonomy places the organism in Eukaryota, Metazoa, Chordata, Mammalia, Rodentia, Cricetidae. The record is from RefSeq and is a predicted model, not a curated record. Bases 162 to 905 code for a protein of 247 amino acids. Gene Ontology annotation, cellular component: membrane; endoplasmic reticulum. The transcript has 9 exons. Gene Ontology annotation, biological process: endoplasmic reticulum tubular network organization; membrane organization.
ACGAAAGGGGCACUUCCGGUUUUGCAACCCCGGGAGCCGGCGGCGUUGGUCGGCCCUUUAGGGCCUCAUUCGGAAGCUCCGCCUUCGCUUGGGUCUUUCUAAAAAGACAGUGUCGGUCUGGACCGAGUGGGACAGCGUCCCGGGCUCCCUGCGUGUCUCCCAUGGCGGAUACGACCCCGAACGGCCCCCAAGGGGCGGGCGCUGUGCAAUUCAUGAUGACCAAUAAACUGGACACAGCAAUGUGGCUUUCUCGCUUGUUCACAGUGUACUGCUCCGCUUUGUUUGUCCUGCCUCUUCUUGGGUUGCAUGAAGCAGCAAGCUUUUACCAGCGUGCUUUGCUGGCAAAUGCUCUCACCAGCGCUCUGAGGCUGCAUCAGAGAUUACCACACUUCCAGUUAAGCAGAGCGUUCCUGGCUCAGGCCUUGUUAGAGGACAGCUGUCACUACCUGCUGUAUUCACUCAUUUUCGUCAAUUCCUACCCCGUUACAAUGAGUAUUUUCCCAGUCUUGUUAUUUUCUUUGCUUCAUGCUGCCACAUACACUAAGAAGGUCCUUGAUGCAAAGGGUUCAAAUAGUUUACCUCUGCUGAGAUCUGUCUUGGAUAAAUUAAGUGCUAACCAACAAAAUAUCCUGAAGUUCAUUGCUUGCAAUGAAAUAUUCUUGAUGCCUGCUACAGUUUUUAUGCUCUUUAGUGGCCAAGGAAGUUUGCUGCAGCCUUUUAUAUACUAUAGAUUUCUCACUCUUCGUUAUUCCUCUAGAAGAAAUCCAUAUUGUCGGAACUUGUUUAAUGAACUGAGGAUUGUUGUGGAGCACAUUAUAAUGAAGCCCUCCUGCCCACUGUUUGUGAGAAGACUGUGUCUCCAGAGCAUUGCCUUCAUUAGCAGACUGGCACCAACAGUUGCGUAGUCUAACCUCUAGUUAAGCUGUGUGUAGAAGAUAGCAUUAGUAGCUGGCUUGAAAGGUCCUAGAAAUUUGCAGCAGCAGUUCUGAUGCCUUUGAAAGGAUGUGAUUGAAGAUUGAGCAUGUGAUUACACUUUGUAUGUUCUGAAAUAAUGAAGACUAUUCUGUAGAUUACAUGUUUAUCCAGCAAAUAUGAUUCAAAAGGUUAAAUGGAAAGGUUUAUAGGUAAGGUAAUUAAUGGGGAAUAGUUGAGGGGGAUAAUGGAUGUUUCAGCCUGGUAAUGCAUACAUGAGGUUGGGGGGAUUGGAUGUAUAAUGCAUCUGUGAUUGGGGCUGGAUAAUAUGUUCAAGUCUUUUAAUUGAGUUUCCAUCAAUUCCUUUAUAAAAGUCAUUUUGAUCCUUAUUACUGUUGCAUGAUUGGAAAUACUUAAAACAAUGCACAAUUUUAGUAUAGAGUAAUGUAAUGUGGUCUUUUUUUGUGCCCAGUUCUCCUAUCUGCAUGUAAUUUGGAUUUCUCAAUAUGUUCAUUAGUAGCUUGUAACAUAAGUUUUCUUUUUGUUUAAGCUCCUAAUCUAUAGAAAGGUGAUAGUCUUGGGGUAGACUUCCAGAAAAUACUACAUGACAGCUUAGCUUUAACCAGCUACUUUUACAUUUUUAUAAUAUUUAUCUGCCAAGUUGGAGAAGCAACUUGAUAAUAUCCUGUUGAUUUUUUUUUAAUGUAUGUGCCUAGCCUCCUUAUCACUAUAUAUGUAAUCUGAUGGUUUUCAAAAUACAACUUUGUAGAGCAAUAAAGUGACUGUAACGUUAUGUAAACAUGCUGAUUUCUAAGAUGUUUUAAAAUAUUAUCUUGAGUGACAUCGAGUUCUGGCAGCUAAAGGAAUAUUUAUUUUGAAUUUUUUUCUUUUUUUUUUUUUCAAUCUUGGAACAUUUUAGAUUUAUAAGAGGUUCAGAAUAGUACAGAGAGUUCCCAUGUACCUCUUACUUGUCUAUUUUUAUAUUAGCAUCUUUUAAUUAGUAAGACAUUUAUGCAAAGUAAGAUAAUAACCUUGGAUUAACUAAAGUACAAAAUUUAUUUGAAUUUCACCAAUUUUUCUAUCUGUUGUAUGUGUGUGCUGUAUUUGUACCUGGAUUGCCUUUUAUGUUUCAAGGUGUAUAAGUGAGUUUUAGAUCUUUAUAAUAUUGGUCAAAAUAUUUCCUUAGAGGAGCUAAUUCAUGCUGGCUUUAACAAUGUAAUUUCCAAUGUUUAAUGAUAUAAAUUAAGUCUUUUUAAUGAUA